Molecule: messenger RNA, 932 nt
Organism: Drosophila miranda
Lineage: Eukaryota; Metazoa; Arthropoda; Insecta; Diptera; Drosophilidae
Exons: 4
Coding region: 56-919 (287 amino acids)
Molecular function (GO): acyltransferase activity, transferring groups other than amino-acyl groups
Source: RefSeq, a predicted model, not a curated record
ACUCAUUUUCGUUUACCUUGUUGCUGCGAGAGGUUGUGUGCUGUGCUCCAACGAAAUGAGUUAUAAACUAAAAGUUAUUGGAUUGUUAGAGCUGGAGGCGUUUCAAAAGCUCUACAAACAAAACUGGCCCAAAUACUGUCCCGAAUACUAUUGUAUCGAUAAUUUUAUAGAAUUUCUGAAGGCGGAUCCACAAAUCAAGAACUUACAACUCUUUACCUUAGAGGGAGAGCAGGCCAGAUAUGAUGCGCUCUUUGUUGUUGUGGAUCGCUAUCAGAUUUUUGUGGGAAGUUUAAACAACACGAAGGGACUUACGCAGCAGGCCCUCAAUUUACUGGAUUGGUCUUUUGGCUUCAAGUGCAGUUCCAUACCCUCCAGACACAUCGAAGCGUUGGAUGAUGUUGUUCGGUCAAAAGAAUUGUUUUUGGAGUUCCGUGAUGCCACUGAUUUGUUUUACAUGAAGGCAGAGGAUGCCCUGAUGCUAAAGGUUGAGCCUCCAGCAGGUUUCAUUUUUAAAUCAUUGAGUGAGGCAGAUGCUCCGUUGAUCAAUGAGGAAUGGCCCAACCAUCACUUGGGUUCUCUGUACUUCAUCCAAAGACAAAUUCGAAUGUGCGUGAAUGCUGGUCUAUAUACAGAGGAAACCCAGGAAUUGGUGGCCUGGUGCAUCAGGUUACAGGGCGGCUAUUUAGGCGCCCUGCAGGUGAAAGACUGCCACAAGCGACGCGGCUUCGGGAGCCUCGUAACCAGGGAGAUUUCACAUCGCUUAGCCACCCAGGGACACGAUGUGAUGGCCCUCGUAGGUCCCUCCAACAAGCCAUCCGCUGGGAUGUUCAGCAAGCUGGGCUUUCGGAUCAUCGACCAAUGCGUCUGGCUGAGAACGAAGCCCACGACUGGGGAGUUUACAUGGCCCGAUGGCGAGUAGUUACACUUGAUUA